Molecule: messenger RNA, 2608 nt
Organism: Glycine soja
Lineage: Eukaryota; Viridiplantae; Streptophyta; Magnoliopsida; Fabales; Fabaceae
Product: F-box protein At5g39450-like
Exons: 2
Coding region: 404-2269 (621 amino acids)
Molecular function (GO): protein binding
Source: RefSeq, a predicted model, not a curated record
AGCAUAAAAGGAGAAGAAAAAAGUGAUUGUUUACGCAACACGUAUGUUCCUGUUCUGAUGACACACGACACAGAAGGUGAAGUGUUAGGCACAGUUUAGACUAGUGGGUUGACUUGACUUACCUCCUUGUUUCUUCUUAAUCUCUUUCUUCCUAUGGAAUUCUGCGUUUAAUUUUCUUUUCCACCAGAAACGCGUUUCACAAUCAAGAGAAUUUCGCACAUCGUAACAACCCAAUUCAUCAUUUAAGGUAGGUAUGCGUCUCUGUCAUUUAACAUUUGUUAGACUUAGACUCUAUAAUUGAACAUCACUUGGCUUGGCAGAUUCACCAUUUAUGUGUUCUGUUGUGUGUGUAUGUAGCUCACACAUACAAUUGUAGUUCAGUCCAAUUCUUCACCAUCAAAUUAUGUUGUCACCUGAACCCUGUGAUCCGAACUUUCUGCUGUGUCUACCCGAUGAUGUGUUUGGCAUGGUGUCACGGUUCCUCUUGCCCAGAGAUGUUUGCAAUCUCAGCCUCUGCUGCAAGAGUCUCUAUGCUCUUUCAUCCUCUGAAAAAGUGUGGUUCCCUCAGUGUUACAUGGUGGGAGUGGUGCCCCAAAAAGACCUUGUUGAGUGGAGAGAGGGUGUCUCAUCUUACCAGGCACUUUGCCGUUUCCUUUUGAGUGUUAAACCAUUGCUUGGGAUAUGGGUUCAUCAGAACCCUGAGCUUGGUAACCUUGUCUAUGUCAUGCCUGGUUUUGUUUCGGUUGUCGGCUGCCGGAUAAUUCCUCAGGAGCUUGGUCCAUUAGGGAUUCAAGAUGGUCCUAUCCAAUGGUCAUCUGUGUUUGAGGUUAUUGGUGAUUUUGAUGGUUCAGCUACCUUUUUUCUCCAUGGAAGGGAAGAGGGGAUGGACUAUGUUUAUCGUGGCUCGGUCAAGUAUAUAGAUGAAUCUUGCAAUGUGCUGUUGCUUGAGGUUGAACCUAGGGAACAAAAUUAUGGUAUUAAUUUGUUGCAGAGUAGGAGCUUGGAUGACUCGGGUGGGACGGUAUCAGGAGAGGUUUGUAGGUCAAACAGGGAGCUUUCUAGGUUACAAAAGGUGGGUGGAAAUGAUGAGGAAAUGGUUCCCUUCAGCAAGUUAGCUUUUAGUGAUAGAAGAAAGUUGCUUGAGGUCACUAUCAGCCUAGUUCGACAAGAGGUUCCUAGUGUAGCCGCUGGACCGUUGUUUCCUAGGUUGAGAGAUGAUUGUGACAAUUUUCAGAAAGAUUUUGUGCUCUUGAAGGAAAGAAGAGAAGUCUUUUGUCAAAUGAACAACUUUGGUAAUGGUCAGAUUGACAAUGAGGAAAUUUCUCAAGGGACAGUUGGUCCGGUGCAAUUAGAGCUGGAUGACAUAAGAAAGAGUUGUAACUGGUCAAAGGAUAUCUCUGAUCUUCUGAGCAAGGAGGAUGGUCACACACAAUUCACCAAGAAAAAAAGUCUUGGUGGAUAUCUCUGGGGUAGCUUUAAACAGAUUGUUGGAAGAUCUAGUUCAAUAAACGAGAGUCAUGCAAUUUUCAAGAAGCUUACCACAAGACGUGAGAUAAAGCAUGCGCGGCUUGAAGACUUUCUUAGAUCAAGUGAUGCAAUAGAGCUAUCAUUAAAGGCAUCAACUGUAAAAUUAUCUUCUUAUCGAGCAUGGCCAAAUAUGCCUGAUACUUGGUUUGCACUUUACAAGAUGCCCUUGCAAGUUCCCUCAGCGGACCAAAUUUAUGCGGGUUUGUGGGGAGGAACUUUUGGUUGGCCUCCUGGAAAACCUUCUGAAGACAAGCCUGGAAAAGCUCUAUUCUUUCUUCUGCUCUCUUAUGAGGAGUCCCAGGAACAACAGCUUCUUAUUGCAACAAAAAUAUUGGAAGGCACUCACUAUGGCUUGCAUCCUAAUGGUUCAGCAAUGUUUAUAGUGGAUGUCAAUGAGCCUUCAUCUGAUCCCUUUCCCUGGGACAUCAAUAAAGACUCCUUGUCAGUGGAUAUCAAACAUGUUUUUACAGGAGAGGGUAUUUCAAAUGGAUAUGGGUUCAGAUACCCUGGAUCAAAGCCCGGUUCCCUCUUUGUAUUUCAAAAUGGUGUCCUUGCCUUUGUUUGGAAGGACACUAGGGCUGUCUUGACUUUGCAGAGACUUGACUUGCAAGAUCUUUUGAAGAAAGGAGAAAGAAUACCUUCUCUGCCUCCCAUCAACAAUUUUUCAUAUUUGACCAAGUCCUACUCAAAUGUGUUUACAGGCUUUCCUGGUGCUUCCACUUGGUCGCCUUCACCAAGGUAAAGACAACACUGGUAUAUUUUUUGUUUUGGCACUACAUGGAUUUUGUGCCCUAUUUCCUAUCAUAACAGUUUAACAAGAGGAUCAUAAACUUCUUGGCGGCUGUUGUUUAUUGCUGGAGUUGCAUUGCUGUUGGUUGUCACACAAUACACUUUUUGUUGUUGGUUUCUUGUUACUGCCCUUUUUUUAAGAUCAAAGAUAAAGUAAUAUUAGCUAUUUUUGUAGUAAAGUAUUAGCUUCUCUGCUACAGUUGUAUACGCAGUUGCUUGUUACACAAAUAUUAAAAACUAAUAUACAUCAAAAGAUCAUCCUAAUAAAGUUUUGAUCUACAUUUGAUAUAAA